Molecule: messenger RNA, 4883 nt
Organism: Chara braunii
Lineage: Eukaryota; Viridiplantae; Streptophyta; Charophyceae; Charales; Characeae
Source: the annotation of a GenBank genome assembly
CCCGCCAACUCCUCGGUCUGGAUGGCGCAGCGAUGUUCGUUUUCACCGUCCUGUGCUUGUUUGGCGGCGGCGAGUUUGGCGGGAAGCUGGUAGGCCCGCGCGCCGCCGCCGCCGCCUUGUCGGAUUACUGCAGGGGGGUUGUGGCCAACGUGUCCACCUCGUGUCACAUCGGCGCGGGGGGUCAUUUUCGACCCUUCAAUUCAGAGACCAGCUGCUGCAUUUCGCUCUUAACGGCCAAUUUGGAGAGGUGCUUUUGCGACCCGGAGCUUGUUCAGUCAAUGUCCCAAGUCUUUGGAAUAGCCCCCUCCGUAGCCAUAAUGGCCCUGGAUGGGUGCGCCAUACCGCCAUCUUCGGUGAACAUCUACAACAUAUCUGGUUGCCUCGAUGCUCGUGGCGUGAGGAUUACGGAGAGUUCACCUACCGUGAAUGUGGCUUCCCCUGAGACCGUGGAACUCACAAAGCUGGGACCAAGUCCUGGUGUCAGCGAUCGAGUUCUCCUCUUCGUGCCAGGUGUCAAUGACGUCGGAAGAGGCCGUGCUGGUGCUAGUAUUUAUGACUUGGCUGGUGGCCGAAUGCAGCCGCAGCUUAAGGAACGGUUCUCGAAUUCUUAUGUGCUCCGGAUUGACCAUCAGGGAGAGUUCAAUACAAGCCUUGCUGGAGGAGUGAGGGAAGUGCCUCGGAAGGAGGGGCUUAAGAGCGGCGAGGAGAUCCAACGACUGACAGUCGACGAGAACCUUACAGAACUUGACCGGAUGGCCUUGUACUUGUUGCCAUCAGCUCACCCUUUGCAGCAGAGUUGCGCACUCGACAAACUUCCAGCAAUAUACAAAGAGCAUGGGCGGAUUGCGCAUAUUGCACUUUUCCCAACUUUCAUGCGAUCGCUGGACGAGUUUGCUUUGCAGACCCAAGCUGCCGCUGGUGAGGUGUUGGCCGACAUCCUGUCUGACCCAUCGCAGUCCAAAGAGAUUGCACUUUGGCUCCUCCCUGCGGUAGUUAAAAUGCUGAGCUCUAACCGAAACGACGAGGUCAUCAAGGCAUGGCUGUCGGCGCUCUACGCAAUGGCGCCCUCUCUACCGGUCAAGAAUCUGAAGGACGAUCUGUUCAAACUGGCAAUGUCCAAGGGAGAGGUGGAGGAGACGGGCAGGUCUCGUGCCGUAUGUGCCUGCAUCCUGGGGGCGAUCUCACCGUUGCUGAAGCAAGAGGACAUCGAGAGACUUUACCUCGAUAAGGCCAUGGCCCUCUGCCAGGACACUGACGCGGAGGUGCGGGGAGCUAUGAGCAUGCAGUUGGCAGCGAUUGCGAAAGCUGUGGGCGUGGACGUGACAGUGAGAGUGGUCUUGCCAGAGCUGUACGAACUGCUGAACGAUGAGGAAGUGGAGGUGAAGACCACAGCCUUCCAAGGCAUGGUGGAGAUGUUAGACCUGCUUCCACCCGAAAUAAGGAUAAAAGGGAUAUUGCCGUUCUUUAAGCAGUUUGCCACAGCCACAGACGUACGAAUCAUGGCAGCGGUAGCGAACGAGUUCGGAAAUGUGGUAGGCAAGAUGGCAGCUGAUCUCUCAGAUGAUGAUAUGCAAGGUCUUCUUGAGCAUUACAAAAACUUGUGCCGAAAAUCUGGCGAAGAUAUUCGCCCGGCUUGUGCUCAGAACCUCCCAGCUGUGCUCAGGGCAUUGGGAGCUCGAAGGUAUGCCCUUGUAUUGCACGCUCUCCAUAUUCAGCUGGCUCAGGACUCGUCUGUGACGGUUCGGAAAACCAUAGCAGCCGGGCUUCAGGAGGUGUCGAAAAUCAUUGGCAAGGAGAGAACAGCAGGGUAUUUGAAAGACAUUGCAGUUCAGCUGCUCAAGGAUGGGAACAGAGAAGUCCAGGAGGAGAUGAUCCGAAACGUUGGCGGCAUACUGGGGCAGUUUAUGGUCACUGCUCCUCAGCAGAGAGCCUCUGUCUACACCUCCUUACUCCCAGCUGUCUUGCAAGCGGAGAGUAACAUCGGAAAUAGGUGGAGGCUUCACCUCGCGCUGCUAGAGACGUUUCCCCAGUUCCCGACGUACUUCACGAGUGAACAGAAUUACGAGCACUUCAUCCCGCUCUGUUUCAGGUACAUGGCGAAUGGCGCUUUGCCUGUUAAAUCUGCGGCGGGGUUUGCGAUGGCAGUGCUCAUCCGGAGCAAUAAGAAAGCUUCGCAGCGAUACGAGCUAAGUCAGAAGGUUGUGAGGGAGUUUGCGAAAGGCAGGAGUUACUGGAGUCGAUUGACUUACACCAUCUUCUGUGAACACGCGCUGUCAGUCUGCAGUUCACGGUUCUUCAAGGACUUCUUUUUUGAUGCUGCAGUCGAUGUAGUGCAAGAUGCGAUUGCCAGCGUGCGAAUGCGGGCGUGCCUCUUGUUGCCAAAGCUCAAGGCAGCAAUCAAGCUGCCAGAGGAUGUCUUUGCUCUAGAAAGGAUAAACUUCUGUGCGACACAGCGGAUGAACGACAACGACCCAGAGGUUGCUCAAAUAGCCCAUAGCAUUGCUGAAGAAUACAAGUAUUCCAGUGUGAGAUGCAGCGGACUAGAGCAUUUCAACGGGACGUCAUCGAAUCAGGUGGAAUUUGAGGCGCUCGACAAGCAGAAGGAGGAGGAGGAGUGGAACAUGCUGAGCAAAGACGAGCAGGAGGAGAAAAGGAAGCUGGAUGAAAUGCUACACAGGUUGAGGUUAGAGUCACAGAAACGAGCAAUUGGGAUGCCAAGUCAGCAGCCAGGGACAGGGAACAACCCUUCAGAGACGGAAGGCGCCGCAUCAUCCAAAAGGAACUUCAGGGGAGGGGCUCUGGGGAUGGAGAGGGGAACAGUGGGGACUCCUUUGGGCAAGACAUCGACAGCGGCCUCAAAGCAAGGAGGAGACCUAGGAGGUGGAAAGCCUGGGACGUCUCGUGGGAUGCCAAGUCGAGGGGGAGGCGGAGGAGGAGCAAGCAGGGAAAAGGAAAGAGAGACAGCUGUCACUGGAGCUGGCACAGGAUUGCGGGGAGGAGGGAGUAGCCAACGCUCGUACAAUCCUUCGUUCCCGCAGUCUACUGCCGCAUCAUCAGCAACUUUGAGCGCACUGGGAUCUGAAGGUUCAGGAGAUGGCUCAGCAGCGGGAGUGAGUAGUCCCAAAGGGGCUGUCGGAAAGAGUCUGAAACAACAGAGCUUUACGCAGCUUGCUAUUGCUGCAGGCGGCUCCCCAUCACAAGCAUCAGGACCUGGAUCACCAUCUGUGAACACAGCCAACCCGUCCAGUGGGAGACCUAACAUUCUUAUUCAACCUGUUCAAGACCCACUUCUCACUCUGCCAGCACUCGAACCUGUUGAGAUCCAUGUCACUCCUACAUCAAGCCCACCAUCAGAUGUCGCCAUCAACACAACCAAUGUCGCUGGAGUUGCUGCAGAGAAUCUCCUUCCGUCAGCGAAUGACUCAUGGUGGUUGUCGACACCAGCCGUCUCAGCUCAGUCGCCUCCCCAGAGCCUUGACCAGAUGCAUCCUUAUGACAUGUAUCAUGCUCCAAUACCCAAUAAUAUGCUUUACACUCCUAUUGAGAUGGACUCGAGAGCCGAGGACACGGAACUACAGACAGACUUUGCGCUCUUGGAUUUCACGACAGAUGUGGCAAUGACGCUAGGCACAGAAGGCUCGUCCGCUAUGGUGCCUGGCAGUCCCUUCUCUAGCGCCAUCGCUCCCUCCCCGGUGGCCAAAGAAGAGGAAGAAAUAGAUGCACAUAUCAAGGACAGGUUGCAGGCCACAUUCUAUGAACGAGGGGACGACCUAGACUGGAUGUUCUCGUCGUCAUCACUUACAUCGUCAUCGUCAAACUCUUUCUCUUCCUCCACCUCCUCCUCCUCCUCCUCAUCGUCAUCAAGAGACGGGGAUCGGGCAGAUCACGGCAGAGGCCACAGCACUGCAGGUUCCAAACGGUACCCGAAGGAUCUUGGGACUACGGAAGAGUCCCGUCACCAUUCCCGGGAUGAAGUGCCCAGCUCGAAGUUGUUCUGAAAAACCAUCAUCAGGUUCCUGACAUGGGAGUGGUUUGAACCUUGGACCGUGGACCGUGGACCGUGGACCGUGGACCUUGGACCUUGGACCAGCAUCAAGAUUGUACUGCCAGGCGAAAAUCCAAUCUCCUUCCUCCUUACACACCUCAACCCGUCGACUUCCCUGCAACCUAAAGGGCAUUACCCACACUAGGACUUUUUCUACUAAGCUCUGGACGUGAUUGCGGUCAGAUGCAUCCAGGUCCGACUGUAAUUGCAGUUAGUCAGGCUUAGGAAAGUGCAGGUGGGAUAAUAUGCCCUCCUAAGAACAGGAAAGUUCCUUAUCUCACCGUCAUCUUGCUGUGACCUCAAGUUGUUCUUCGUCACGGCACCUUUCUUGUUUUGUUUUUUUUCGUGGAACAAAGAGCAGCGCCUUUGUACAAUCUGAGCAGAACACUAGUUAGUAGUUAUUACCUAUUUUUCCUUGUGACCUCCUCCUGAGUCGCACAUUAUCGCUGCUGCCCCUUUGCUUUUUUCUGUACCUGAGUGGACACUACCUUUGCCUCAUUAUCUCCGGAGGGUAUAGUCACACCAGAGCUUUGUGGCAUGUAGCUGACCUGAACUAGGGCCAAAUACUGGUGGUUUAAACCACCAGUACUUGGCCCAGCUAUCGAUGCCGACCUCCUGCCCGCCAAGUUUUGCCGAACCGCCAGGACGUCGUUUCGAAUUUGUUUUGGCUGGCCCUUCCAGCCAUUGUUGUCUGGUGCCGCGCCUGGGGAAGCGCCGCGGCCGAUAGCUGGGCCAAGUACUGGUGGUUUAACAGACUGUCCCCUCCCCCUGUCACAUUAAGGGCCUUGCUCCACUACUCACCAAAUGUGCAAAGCGAGAAUCAAUUUUGCACUAGAGC